Molecule: messenger RNA, 1347 nt
Organism: Lineus longissimus
Lineage: Eukaryota; Metazoa; Nemertea; Pilidiophora; Heteronemertea; Lineidae
Product: WW domain-binding protein 4-like
Exons: 9
Coding region: 86-1168 (360 amino acids)
Biological process (GO): mRNA splicing, via spliceosome
Cellular component (GO): nucleus; precatalytic spliceosome
Molecular function (GO): protein binding; zinc ion binding; RNA binding
Source: RefSeq, a predicted model, not a curated record
UCUAAAAAUAGAUUUUUGCACAAAAAUCAACACUGCUCAUUAAACUUAAGUAUUAUCGAGCAAAGAGGAAACAGACACUUUUAAUAUGUCAGAAUACUGGAAGUCAAACCCAAGGAAAUAUUGCGACUUUUGCAAAUGUUGGAUUGCAGAAAAUAAACCUAGUAUUGACUUUCAUGAAAAAGGAAAGAGACAUCUUGAAAAUGUAAAGAAAAAAAUUGAUACGCUGAAAAAGAAGGGUCUGAAAGAUGCGAAAGCGCAAGAUGAGCGGAGUGCUGACAUGGCAAAGAUGGAACGGGAUGCCCUUGAAGCUCUCAAACGGGAUAUCGCCAAUGAUCCAUCAAUGGCAGCGGUCUAUGGAGUCAAAAUUAAAGAGAAAGUCCACACAGUUGAGAACAGACCAGAGGGGUUUGAACAACCAGAAGAAACGGAACAAGAGAGUACGACGUCCGCUGACCCCGCCAAAAACACAACGGAUACAACGACAGCUGGGACUGAUUGGGAUGAAGCCAAGUCACCUGAUGGUUAUACAUACUAUUGGAACAAAAUAACUGGAGAAACAUCAUGGACACAACCAGAAGGAUAUGUUCCACCCUCUGAGAGGAAAGGGAAGAAGAAGAAAAAGAAGAAAGAAGCUGCUUCAACAAUAGAAGAAGAUACUGUCAAGGAGGUUACAGAAACUACAACGAAUGGAAAAUCAGAAGCUGCAGCACGGUUAGAAAGUGCACCUGAGACUCUUCAAGAAAGUGCCACAGAAAAAACCGAUCAGCUCGUACAAAGUGCUGAAGCUGUACCUGUUGCACAAAUACCGAUGCCAUGUGCCUCGAUCCCAAUGCCAAGUGAUGAGAUUCCUUUACCAAGUCCGGAGCCUGUGCAUCGUGCCCCGAGGCCAAGUCGGCCGUCUGCUUACGGGAGUUGGGAGACAGUCUCUCAAGAGGAAGAGCCAGUGAUUGACUACCAACUUCCCAAAUCCAAUUGGCAUAUACAGGAACAACAGGAGAGCAAAGACACUCCUGUGGAUACUUCUUAUACUGAACCACCAAAAAUAAAAUUCAGAGAAAAACGUGCUGCUGAGCUACCUACAAAGCAGGGACAGAAACCAGGAAUUGUGUUCAAGAAAAGAAAAAUAGGGGGUGCAGCAUCUAAUGCAAGGAAACGGGACGAUGAUUGAAGGUUGACUUAUAUUCUGGAGGACAAGGUUCCUCAAUGAAAUGUAAGAAAAUUAGGAUGAAUUCUUACAUGUACCUGGCUGUCAUUCAGUGCCCACGUAUUGACCAAAUUCCAAUUACUUUUGUAUGGUGAUGCUGUGUUUACAUAAUUGUAUUUAUUGGUAAACGUGGAAAUGAAACA